ACAACAGCUGCCCCAACAACAACCACAACAACCGCCCCCACGACAACAACUACAGCUGCCACAACCACAACAACUACAGCUGCCCCAACAACAACCACAACAACCGUCCCCACAACAACAACUACAGCUGCCCCCACCACAACCACAACAGCUGCCCCAACAACAACCACAACAACUGCCCCCACGACAACAACUACAGCUGCCCCAACAACAACCACAACAACCGCCCCCACGACAACAACACCAACAACAACCACAACAACCGCACCCACGACAACAACUACAGCUGCCCCAACAACAACCACAACAACCGUCCCCACAACAACAACUACAGCUACCCCCACCACAACCACAACAGCUGCCCCAACAACAACCACGACAACCGCCACCACGACAACAACUACAGCUGCCAUAACCACAACCACAACAGCUGCCCCAACAACAACCACAACAACCGCCCCCACGACAACAACUACAGCUGCCCCAACAACAACCACAACAACCGCCCCCACGACAACAACUACAGCUGCCCCAACCACAACCACAACAGCUGCCCCAACAACAACCACCACAGCAGCACCAACAACAACCACAACAACCGCACCCACAACAACAACUACAGCUGCCCCAACCACAACAACUACAGCUGCCCCAACAACAACCACAACAACCGUCCCCACAACAACAACUACAGCUGCCCCCACCACAACCACAACAGCUGCCCCAACAACAACCACAACAACCGCCCCCACGACAACAACUACAGCUGCCAUAACCACAACCACAACAGCUGCCCCAACAACAACCACAACAACCGCCCCCACGACAACAACAACAGCUGCCCCAACAACAACCACCACAGCAGCACCAACAACAACCACAACAACCGCACCCACAACAACCACAACAACAACCACAACCACAACCACAACAGCUGCCCCAACAACAACAACAACAACCAAAACAGCUGCCCCAACAACAACCACAACAACUGCCCCAACAACAACUACAGCUGCCCCAACAACAACCACAACAACCGCCACCACAACAACAACUACAGCUGCCCCAACAUCAACUACAACAGCUGCCGUAACAACAACAACCACAACAACCUCCCCCACGACAACAACUACAGCUGCCCCAACAACAACCACAACAGCUGCCCCAACAACAACCACAACAACCGCCACCACAACAACAACUACAGCUGCCCUAACAACAACCACAACAGCUGCCCCAACAACAACAACAACAACAACUACAACAGCUGCCGUAACAACAACAACCACAACAGCUGCCCCAACAACAACAACAACUACUGCCCCAACAACAACAACCCCUACAACAACAACUACAGCUGCCCCAACAACAACCACAACAGCUGCCCCAACAACAACCACAACAACUGCACCAACAACAACUACAGCUGCCCAAACAACAACCACAACAACUAACAACCACAACUGCAGCACCAACAACAACAACUGCUCCAACAACAACCACAACUGCUACACCAACAACAACUACAACUGCCCCAACAACAACCUCAACAAGAACAACUGCUGCUUCAACAACAACUACAACUGCAGUGACAACUGUAGUUGCCCCAACAACAACCACAACAACUGCCCCAACAACAACCACAACACCUUCCCAAAGUACAACCACAACAGCUUCUCCAACAACUACAACUGUAGCCUCGAGAACAACUUCUCCUGCUGCUCCAACAACAACUCCAACAACUGCGCCAACAACAACAACAACUACCCCUACAAUAAUCUCAAGUAUCCCGACUACAAAAACAUCAGCAACUACCCCAACAACAACCACAACUACAUCAACAACUACAUCCACUACAACAACAUCAGCAACGACCCCAACAACAACCACAACUUCCCCAACAAUUACAACCACUUCAACGACAUCAGCAACGACAACAGCAACCUCAACUACCCCAACAACAACCACAACUACCCCAACAACAAGUACAACAAGUACAACCACUACAACGACAAAAGCAUCUACCCCUACAACAACCUCAACAACCAGAACUACUGCAAGAACCACCUCCUCUGCCAUGGCACCAACAUGACAGCUGUAGAUCCUGUCAGUCCUGAAAUCUCUACGUUGCGUGGUGGGACUGUAGACGUGACUUGUACUGACAUGCCUGAAAUCCUGCAGGCAGAACAGUAA
Molecule: messenger RNA, 2193 nt
Organism: Pelmatolapia mariae (spotted tilapia)
Lineage: Eukaryota; Metazoa; Chordata; Actinopteri; Cichliformes; Cichlidae
Product: mucin-5AC-like
Exons: 6
Source: RefSeq, a predicted model, not a curated record